ACGAACGUCGGCGCUGUGGUUUCAGUCGGAAAUGUUUUCUUAUUUUGUCCGUAGAAGAAGACGCUUGGCAAACAUGCAGCUGAACGGGCUAACGGCCAGCUAACUACAACGCCAACCGAAAAGCGACAUUAAUUUUCUCAGAUUAAACCGAUCACCAAACUUUUGCUAACUUCUGGACAGGUCCCACUGACCAUGUAGAUAUACAACUCACUUUUAGCAAAAGAAAAAUAUAUAUAAUCGAGGUUUUUAGCUAAAAUAAAAGUUAUAUUUGAUAGCUUCCAUGCUAACUUACGCUGAGAACUACUGCGAUCUGGGAAAGAUCAAAUUUGGUAAAUAGUUCUUCGGCUUGGAGAACAUCCCCAUCCUUACCUAGUUCUGGAUGUCGUGUGCCGUUUGAUCGAACCUUUGGAGGCUUUGGUUUGUUGAGGAGCUCCGCCUGCAGAUGGCGCCACCCCGCAGAAAGAUGACUUUUAACACCGCUGAUCUGCUGAACCGGAGGAGCAGAGGGAUCUGGGAUACUGGGACUUUACACAGAUUCUGCUUGAAAAUCCUCAGAAACAUCACUCUUCACGAAAACAGGAGCUUCAUUAAAGUUUGGAGCAAGACUUCAAAAACAGCAAUAAUGUACGAGAGUGGUAGAAUCUACUGUGAUAAUUACCAGAACUGCUACAGUUGUGUCCACGAUCAGCCCCAGAAUUUAUACAAAUUCCCAAAGAAGUCCAAACAGCAGAAAAUUGAAGAUGCUCUGCUUUGUCAGAGUCCUCUUGACAAAACUUUAUCCUCUCCCUCUGAACAUAAACCCUGCCUCUUAGUUCUGACAGCAGAUAACUGGCUCUGCCGCAUUUCAGCUGAAACAGGAAAAGAGCUCCAGAGGGUUUAUCUCUCUCCUAAAUACAAGUACAGAUAUCUUGCCUGGAAUGUUUCACAAGAAACAUUUUACAUUAAGUCUACUCAGCACAAAGAAACACCCUUGGCAAGACAGGCAGGUAUAUCACAGAAUGCAAUCAUGCACAUGGCCAUUUUUCAUGUUUUCCCCUUGCAAAUUGUGGGGAUUUUGGAGAUAAAUAAAAAGGGAUUUGGAAGUGGUGUUACAGAUGUGGUUCUGUCCCAGGGUGUCCUUGCUGUGUCUUACAGUAACAAGUCAGUGAAACUGUACAGCUUCGAGCACAUUGUCCAAAGAUGCUUAACUGAAGAGUUGACAUUGGGACAGCAGAGUCCCCUGCUGGGACACAGAACCGUCGGGGACGCUCCAUUUGGUAUCCCAGUUAACAUCCAGAUCACAGAACCGCCACCACUUCUUUUUGAGGCAUUCUCUCACAAUGGUGUCCAGAUCGGUGGCUUCCCUUGGCACUACAUUUACACUCCACCACACAAAAAACACAGAGGGACUCACUACAUCUGUUCACUCAGGGACAGCACUUUGGCAAAAAAUGGAAUCCAGAACAUGAACUGUUGCUCUCUUGAGAAUGACGUCAUCUUCUUCCAUCCGGCCGAUUCAGGGAGAGUCAUCCACAUUGGACCCAACACUAUAAAUGUGCUGAAAGUCAUUAGUGAACUAAACAGUCCUUUGCCAUCAGAGGUGCUAGAGGAUUACUCUCUGACAACACAUCAAAGCAACCCGUCCCCUCGUGUCACCGUCACGUCUUCAGGCCGGGUAGUGAGAUCGAGAUUUCAACAACUGGAUGAUGACCCAAUGCAGGAGACCUUUCGGUUGCUGGAAUACGAGGAUGAACUCGACCUUUUGGCCAUAGCGGUGACUAACGGGGAGGGCGAGGAAGGCAGAGCUCAUGUCCAACUGCAUGACAACCAAACAGGGCGGUUACAGCGAAAGAUUGAUCUGGAUGAGCCUUGGGAUGAGACUUAUCCACAUGAGCUGUUCUUUGACAGAGACACCAUUGUUCACAUUGAGCAAAAGGGCAGCCAGUUCUGCUGCCAUGUUUAUAAACUCAGGACCAUCACUAAAUGACAAAUUGACUGAAUGAUAGUGAGAUGUUUUUCACAAUGUUGUAAAGUUGUUGGAAGGAGUGGUAAACUUGUGGAUUAUUGUAUAUUUUUAUUCUGUCUGAAUAUCUGUUUUCUUUAUUAUAAAUUUCUUUAAUCACUAACAACCGCAAAAAUUUUAUUGUUUUUUUUAUAAACUCUCUUUCUCUCUUUUGCUUUUUGUCAUGCACAUACAUACACAUUUUAUUUAAAUUUUAAAAGGACAUUUAGAAAUUCUUAAUUUUAAUUUGAACAUGAACUGCAAACAAUUUCAAACAGUACUUUGCUGACAGAGUAAGGCUUCUUAAAAAUGUUGUUGUUUAAUAAACAAUCAAGAGGAUUCUCUUCACUUAACAGUGAUAAAACAAAUUCCUAAGUUUAAGCCAAAAUUAGAUCAAUAAAUAAG
Poeciliopsis prolifica (blackstripe livebearer) is the source of this 2386-nucleotide messenger RNA. RefSeq names its product ddb1 and cul4 associated factor 17 (gene dcaf17). The record is from RefSeq and is a predicted model, not a curated record. Gene Ontology annotation, cellular component: Cul4-RING E3 ubiquitin ligase complex. Gene Ontology annotation, biological process: protein ubiquitination. The transcript is spliced from 14 exons. NCBI's taxonomy places the organism in Eukaryota, Metazoa, Chordata, Actinopteri, Cyprinodontiformes, Poeciliidae. Bases 443 to 1966 code for a protein of 507 amino acids.